This is a messenger RNA of Oncorhynchus mykiss (rainbow trout), 3022 nucleotides long. The record is from RefSeq and is a predicted model, not a curated record. Lineage: Eukaryota; Metazoa; Chordata; Actinopteri; Salmoniformes; Salmonidae.
UCGCGCAUAGUUGCACACAUUGGUGAUGUCAUUACGCGAUGUUUCCAAUGCUAUGGCGUACCAGGAAGGGGAGACGCUAGAAUCCUGGCUCAAUAAAGCCACCCAUCCAACAAACAGACAGGAGGAUUGGGAGUACAUCAUCGGUUUCUGUGACCAGAUCAAUAAGGAAUUGGAAGGUCCCCAGAUAUCUGUCAGGUUGUUGGUUCACAAAAUCCAAUCGCCGCAAGAAUGGGAGGCGCUUCAGGCUUUAACAGUAUUAGAAGCAUGUAUGAAGAACUGCGGGAGAAGGUUUCAUAAUGAAAUCGGGAAAUAUCGGUUUCUGAACGAGCUGAUCAAAGUUGUUUCUCCUAAGUACAUGGGAGACAGAGUACCAGAGAAGGUAAAGACAAAGAUUAUUGAGAUGCUGUACAGCUGGACAGUGGCUUUCCCCAACGAGGCCAAAAUCAACGAAGCAUACCAGACACUAAGGAGACAGGGCCUUGUAACUAUGGACCCUGAGCUCCCAGUGGACAAGACUCUGAUUCCUUCACCCCCCACACGUCCCAAGAACCCUGUGUUUGACAAUGAGGACAUGGGCAAGCUACUAGCAGAGCUUCUGAGGAGCAAAAACCCAGAGGACCUGCAGGAAGCCAACAGGCUCAUCAAGAACAUGGUGAAGGAGGACGAUGUCAGGGUUCAGAAAGUGACCAAACGCAUCCACACCCUGGAAGAGGUGGGCAUCAACGUCAAGCUGCUGAGUGAGAUGCUGUCCCACUACGACAAGGACAGGUCCUCCCAGUCAGACAGAGAGAUCAUCAAGGAACUAUACGACCGCUGUGACAAGUUGAGACGCGCUGCUUUCAAAAUGGCCACAGAGACUGAAGAUAACGACACAAGUUUAGGUGACAUCCUGCAGGCCAGCGAUGACCUCUCACGGGUCAUCAACUCCUACAAGAAGAUUGUCAAGGGACAGACCGUGAAUGGAGACAUCGAGGAUCCUAGAUCUGCAGCUGGUGAAGAGACCACAGGGAACAGUGACAACACAGAGACCUUGAUUGACCUGGCUGGUAUUGACGUUCCAAACUCCACCUCUCCUCCGCCUGCCCCUCUCCCAUUGGUCUCCGAUCCCACUUCAGCCAAUCACCUGGGGUUCCCAAUCCCUGUCUUGCCUCCUCCUCCAAAAAGGUUGGCCGGGUUGCAUGCCAGUCAGAACAGCAGCCCCAGCCACCCAGCCACCGACAAGGCCCUCAACGCUCUCUCUCUCCUUGACGAUGAGCUGCUAUCCUUAGGCCUGAACGAUCCAGUUCCUUCUCUGAACAGCCAAUCAAAACCAACGCUGAAUGAAAUAGCAAAUCCGUGGACCUCCUUACAGGCUCCUGACCCUGGCCUGGACUUGUUUGGCACUAUAGCAGGGCCAGGCCCAGUAUUUCCCCCAGUCCAGCCAGCGCCAGCCCCCGCCACGGCCCCUGCCACCCACAGCCUCCAGGACCUCCAAGACCUGGCCAUGCUGGACUUUGGAGAGCCAAAGAGUUUGCGUGUUGGCGGCGGAUUCGGGAUGGCAGCCUCUAUGGGGGCCGUAGUACCACCCUCCUUGGGGGCCAUGGUACCCCAGGUCCCCCUCUCCUCGACCUCCCUCCUCCCUGGCCCCAUGCCUGGCUCCCCUGCGUUGUCCCACACCAAAGCCCAGACGCUGAGCUCUGCCCCAGGCAGCCCCCUGUUCAGCUCCCUCUCCCCCUUCCACCACUCCUCCUUCCAGGGGGGCAGCCCAGCCAGGGGGCUAGGACCGGAGGCCUCCCUGGGCAACGUGCACGUCCCCCUGGAGGCCAUCAGACCCAGUAAAGGGCUCCCUGUAACGGCCUAUGAUAAGGAUGGGGUGCGUGUGCUGUUGAACUUUGCCUCAGACUGUCCCCCUUGCAGACCAGACGUGCUGGUGUUAGUGGUGUCCAUGCUGAACACUGCACCACUGCCCGUUCAGAACGUGGUCCUUCAGGCCGCCGUGCCCAAGUCCAUGAAGGUGAAGCUGCAGCCUCCGUCAGGAACAGAGCUGCCUCCCUUUAACCCCACCCUUCCCCCGGCCUCCAUCACACAGGUCAUGCUGCUGGCCAAUCCCCUGAAGGAGAAGGUGCGUCUGCGCUACAAGCUGGCGUUCACUCUCGGAAACAGGCAGUGCUCAGAGGUGGGCGAGGUGGACCAGUUCCCCCCGCCAGACAGAUGGGGUCACCUAUAGCCACCCCCAUACACCACAGAGCCGAGCCAGGACGGGCCAAACCAACACUCCAUGAUGGGGGUGUUAACCACACAUACCCCAGAGAGAGAGAGAUGAGGAUAGGGUGGGAGAACUGUGCUGCAAUGUUACAGUGCCAACAUAGGGCUACCUACCAGCCAACCAUUCUGUUUCUUUCAGAUUGUUUUGAUAUUUACCGUCUUUGUAUUUGCCCAGUUGCUAUUGAGACAAUUGUAACUUUGUAAGCAUAAUAUAGCAUACAUGGCAUACACUGAAGUUCAAGACAGUUUUACAAUAGCUUCCAGAGCUUGUAUUGAAUAUUAUUGCAGGGACAGCAUCUCAACUGAAGGGAUACAAGUGCUUUUUCCAUGUUUCAGAAAUUGAUACAAAGAUGUGAAGAAGUGUCACUCUUUAUUUGUUAUUAAGUGUGUUUAUUAACUGAGAACAUCUACAAGGUAUUUUAGCAGGCCAGCCAGUCGUCCCUUAUAUACAGCACUGCAGGACAUUUCCUAACAAACGUAGUCCCGCCCACAAGACUUGCUGGCAAAGGAAAUAUAACUAACACUACAUCCAUUAUUAUGACGAGAUACAUACAUACAGUGUAUAUACUGUGUGUGUGUGUGUGUGUACAUAUAUAUACACAGUAUAUAUGUCAAUGUUUAUACCACAGCAUUGUUGAAUGCUUGUUUCUAAUGGGGUAGAAGGGCAUUCUAGAAAGGACAUUAUUAUUCAGAGCUUAUAACUAGGGAAAAAUGAUUGAUUAAUCCUAUAACUGGAAUAUAAUUUGGUGAAAUCCGGUAAUCUUAUCCGGAGGACUUG